Molecule: messenger RNA, 1500 nt
Organism: Juglans microcarpa x Juglans regia
Lineage: Eukaryota; Viridiplantae; Streptophyta; Magnoliopsida; Fagales; Juglandaceae
Exons: 2
Coding region: 630-1472 (280 amino acids)
Source: RefSeq, a predicted model, not a curated record
UCACCCUAUCGGUUGCCACCAAUAAUUCAGGAACAGCUGCGUAAUUAGCCAUAUUGAACAGAUUGAAAACUAUAUGAGAGAAAAGGGGAGAAAAGCAAACAUGCAUAACACAUAAUAUAUAUAUGUUCAGAUUUCUAUUUUUUUCUAAGCAUAUAGUAGAUUUCUAUGAUGAAGAGGAAAUGAGUGCAGUAAAUUUUUAUUCAGUAAGAGAAUUUUUUCUCAGGAAAUGAAAAAUCAAGAGAAAAACAAAGGAUAUAUGGGAAAAAGAAUCUUAUAAAGGUGAGAAAAUGAUAUAUCACUGAAAAAGGGCAAAAGCAAAUAGAUAUUCAUGUUCUUUCUGAACAUGCUGGUGGAACUCCACUAAUGUUAUCACAGAGAGAGAGAGAGAGAGAGAGAGAGACAGACAGAGAGUUAGAGAUAAAACGAUCAUUAUUAUUCUUUUAUCACAUAUACUCUCCAGAAAGAAGCCACCAGGGAAUAAAAAAGUAAUAUCCAUAUGCAGAUUAAAAGUAGAUGCUUGUUUUCUCUCUCUCUCUCUUUUGUUUUUUUUUUUUUUUUUAUGAUCAUCAAAGACACCAUCCCAGCAAUAUUCUUCUUCAACGAUUGAAAGAUCAAUCCAAUUGAAGAAAAUGCAGAUCAGCAAGGAUGAGCUCCUUCUUCUAAAACCUCUGCUUCUCAUGCUCACUUUAUUUUUCACUUCUGUAGCUCAAGAUGCUCCAACAAGCUUUUGCGGCAAAAUCCGAAUCCAAUACCCCUUUCUGAAUAAUUCGAAUUCAACCGAGUCCUCUCUACUACACCGAAUGAUUCAAUGCAAAUCCCAGAAGCUAUACUUUAGAACCUCAGUUGGUCUUUUUCCUGUAUCUUCCAUCAAUUACACCAGAAAAUUCCUGACCAUCUCUCACCGCCGUUGCUCUUCUUCAGAACACUAUGUGUCUCCUUUACUUCUCUCGGCUGGUUUUCCUCCUCCUCCUCCUCCAUUGCUCAACUCACUUCUUCUCUUCAACUGCUCAAACAAAGCACAUCCCUUUUCACCCGUUAUCCGAAACUGCACUCGCUUCCCUGCAUCAUGUGGAUCUUCUUCUAAAGUUCAGAAACUAGAACAAAAACCAGGAGUUCCUCAUUCAUCAUGUUUACUUGUUGAUGAUCUGGAAAAGCUGGGAGUGGGUUUUAGUCCAAAAGAUUUCGACUGCUCCCAUUACAGCCAUUUACACAGAUCCUUAUCUGGUGAAAGCUACGAAGAAUAUCAUCAUGAGCUGGGAACAAGGAUUUCCUUUGACAUUCCUGAUCACGUACCGAAUCCGUGUAACGAGUGCGAGAAACCUAAUGGUAAUUGUGGAGUUGGGUUGAGGUGCAUCUGCCACCCAAACGAGUGCAAAGAUAAGGUCAUUUCUAUGGGCGGAUCCCUUGACACUUUUGGUAUUGUUCUCUUUUCUUUGAUUUCUUUGGUCCUUGUAAUCAUUUCCACUCAAUGAUGUAUAAAAUGAAAGGCAAAGUUCUAUU